Molecule: messenger RNA, 1857 nt
Organism: Penicillium malachiteum
Lineage: Eukaryota; Fungi; Ascomycota; Eurotiomycetes; Eurotiales; Aspergillaceae
Exons: 5
Coding region: 1-1857 (618 amino acids)
Biological process (GO): regulation of transcription by RNA polymerase II; DNA-templated transcription
Cellular component (GO): chromatin
Molecular function (GO): DNA-binding transcription factor activity, RNA polymerase II-specific; RNA polymerase II cis-regulatory region sequence-specific DNA binding; zinc ion binding
Source: RefSeq, a predicted model, not a curated record
AUGUUCAAGUGUAAAAAAUGUGAUAAGUCUUACCAGAGGAAGACGCAUCUUCUCCGCCACGAGGCUGUCCAUACCCAGCAACCUGCCUCAAGCUGCCCAUUUUGCAAAAAGUCAUUCUUGAAACCAGAGGUCACUCGAAGACAUACCAAAUUAUGCGCAAAGAAGCAUGAUCAACCUCUUCCUCCGGCGGCAAAGCCCGGAAGAAAAAGACAGUCAUGUGAUGCAUGUUUCUCAGCCAAGGUAGCAUGCGAUAAAAAAUUACCUUGCGCUCGCUGCGAGAGUCUUGGUCGAGAGUGUACCUUCGGAGAUCAGCAGUCGUUACCACCGUUGAUAGGGCCGUCGUCUUUGACAAAAAUCCCACCUUCAUUGUCCAUUGCCGCUUCUCACACAGUCCCGAAUAACAAUGGUCCAUUUUUCUUCCUGCAACAUUUUGCCAGUCCAUCUGUCAAAAAAGACCGACUUGCUAUCGGAGAAACAGCAAAGUCAUCAAUGCGCAGGAAUCUACAGUCUAUAUAUUCUCAUCUGGAGGAUGCUCUCGUACCCUCCUAUCCUCUAGCAAUAUUCUCAGACGACUUCCGGGGAUCUGACUUUCCGUUCCUGCCGUCUUCCGCUGCAGAGGAUGCUUUUCUUUGUCAAUACUCGGCGGAUGCACUUUUCCCGUCAAAACUUUCUAAUCAAUUAACAGAAUUGAUGACAGAACUCAUUGAAACUUCGCAGUCUAUGGCGUUGAGCAAUAUUGAGUCUCAAAGAACCCUUGAUAUGAUGGAGCUCACUGCGCUAUUCGGAGUAUCCAAUAUCUCGACUUUUGUCUCGGCUUUCUUCCAAUCUUUACACUGGCACCUACCCAUCGUUCACUUUCCAACCUUUGACCCGGGCAAUAUAGCAAGUCCCUUACUUCUCUCAAUUUUCCUUGCAGGAGCAUCGUAUACCACUCCUGUCGAUGGAGUCUCGUUAUCGCCAUUGAUUUUCGAUGUGGCAGAAGAGUACAUCUUCCGCAAGAUUCUAAACCUGACAAACAAACCAGCCUCGAAAGAUCCGAUGGAUAUAUUGCCAAUUGUACAGCUGGUCCAAGGUGCUCUCAUAAUGGAAAUGCUUCAAUUUGGACGGGAUGAUAUGUCGACAAGAAGACGGAUUCGUAUCAUGCGACAUCCAUGCUUGGUAUCGACUGUUCGGUCAUUAGGGAUUUUUCAACUCAAGCGCGCAGCCGCCCCUAAAACUCACGAUGACCGCACAUGGAGAGUUUUGGUUGGAGAAGAAGUGUGUAUACGAAUUGCUUGCUGGGUCUUCCUGGCAGAUGGAUUCUUGACAGUCUGCUUUAAAAAUCAUCCUGCACUUUCCAUCUUUGAAAUGGAUUGUCAUUUGCCGUGGUCUGCCGAGCUUUGGGAAGCAGAGGACGCAGCUUCAUUUGCGCAAAUCGCGGCAACACAAUCGUCGGGACAGGACAUACCUCCUCUGAAAGACGUGGUCACCCAUUUACUCGAAUCUGACUCUGAAGAGCCAAUCCCAUGGAGUCUCUCAUUGUCUCCAGAGGAUCUUCUCAUUCUUAUCUAUGCAAUGAGCUCACUUGCAUUUCAAGCGAGAACAGGACUGCUGCAGUUCCUCCCACUCGACAUGAUCAAUCGCGGGGCCAAAAAUUGGAAGCGAAUCUGGGAUUCUGUAAUCGGUUCUCUAGAUCAGAAACAGUUCCUGCACCUUGGUUAUCCCAAGCAUGCCGAGGAGCUCUGGUGGUUGUUAACAACUACGUUGAACAUUGCCGAUAAGCCGCAAUCGCAUUUCGCGUAUCUAAACAACACGGCAACGGAUGAGCUGGGGAAUCUGAAUGAUUUCAUUCAAUGGUGCCAUCAGAGCUCUACGUGA